GCGCGUCCUAGAUGCUGGGGUGGCAACAGGACAGAAAGGAGGACCGUGAAGGUGAUGGCCUCGGCUUACUCCUUGCCCUUGGGACCCCGUUCUGUGCUCACAGCCAUCCCACGAAGAGGGAAGGCGUUCGGCUUGCUCAAAGCCCAGCAGGAGAAGAGGCUGGCGGAGAUCAACCGGGAGUUCCUCUGCGACCAGAAGUACAGUGAUGAGGAGAACCUGCCAGAGAAGCUCGCGGCCUUCAAAGAGAAGUACAUGGAGUUCGACCUGAACAACGAGGGUGAGAUUGACCUGAUGUCUCUGAAGAGGAUGAUGGAGAAGCUGGGGGUGCCCAAGACCCACCUGGAGAUGAAGAAGAUGAUCUCGGAGGUGACAGGCGGCGUCAGCGACACCAUCUCCUACCGAGACUUCGUGAACAUGAUGCUGGGGAAGCGGUCGGCUGUCCUUAAGCUUGUCAUGAUGUUUGAAGGCAAAGCCAACGAGAGUGGCCCGAAGCCGGCGGGGCCUCCUCCAGAGAGAGACAUUUCGAGCCUGCCCUGAGGACCUGGGCCGCCAGCCUCCCUGCCCCACCCCCAUCUCCCCAUCCUCCAUUCCUGACUCCUUGGGAUUUGCUGUACUCCUUCAUUUGGCCCCUGUGGGCUCCUGUAUUUUCUUACCAAUCUCUUUGUAAAGCACAAAUGAUCUGCCUUGAAGGGCUGUGGGUUGGGGACUCCUGAGCCUUAGGUCCUGCCCCACCUCAGUUCCUUGCCUUCUUCCUGCCUUUUCCUGGCCUUGUGCAGAAGGGCUGAUAUACCAAAAACCAGAGUGGGCAGGGCAGGGCAGGGAGGCCGGAAAAGCCCGGCCUGCACCCAGAGGUGCUACCUCCAUCUUCCCAGAAUGCAGUGCGUGUGACCCCAGCCCCUGUCCCAAGAGCCUGUGGGGCAAAAAAAUGCUGCAAGGCCUCUUUCGGGUUCCCUUGCAUCCCACGCUCUUGGGUAUCCUGGAUAUGGCCACUCGGUGUCUCCCCGAUCCCCUCUGGUCACCCCCUUCACGCGUGAUGUCUGAGCCCUUCAAGGAGGAACUGGAAGCAACCUUCUGGCGCUGCUCCCUGGCCACCCCUCCCUGUUACUGAAGCCAAGGGCUUCAGAGGUGGAGGUGGGGCGAGGGCGGAGGAAGGGUCAGCCAGGAAGUCCCACCUCCCAGGGAGGAAGCAGAGGGCCCCAGGACAGGAGAUGGAGGAAGAUGCUAGCCCAAAAGCCAGCACCUUUAUACGCCAGGGAUUUCUAACAGGUCAUCCUGCUCGUGACUGCUUGAGGCCUCACUGCUUCCUCCAGUUGCCUCCUACUCUGUGCCUUCCUGCUCUGUGCGCACUGCUCAUGCGUGCGUCUGCGUGCUCAUUCAGCGUAUUUAUUGAACACCUAUUAUGAGCUUUAAGCCUUCUCACUUUGCCCUGACCUGGGCUAUGUCUACUGUCUCUCCAGUUCAACUUUCCAAGUGGCUCAAAACCUUGAGCCUCAGGACUGGACUGGGCCACCUGUGUCCUUCUUUAGGGACUCAGGAUCGCAAAGCCCUCUUCUGCUCUGUAGGUGAGCUGGGCCCCUCCACUCCUCUCACUGUGAUGGCCCACUGGGGGUGGGGGUGGGGCAGGGAGGCUGGCUGUCCAAGGUCAGGGGUGAAUCAGGAGACCCAAGAGCCUGACCGCGCUUUGCCUCUGCAAGUGUUUUGGUUUUUUUCAUUUUGUUUUGUUUUGUUUUUGUACCAGGGAUCUAACUCAUGACCUCGUGCUUGCCGGGCAGGUGCUGUGCUGCUGACCUAAAUCCCUGGCCCGUGGGUGCCUUAGUGUUGCAAGCUGGGAAGGAGGCAGAGGGCCGAUGUCCUGGGCCAGGACUUAGGAAGGCCAUGGGCUCCCAGUCAGCAUCAGGGCUGCAUGAGGGUCAGGCCUGCUCUGUGCUUCUGUCUUUCUACAGCUACUAGAUCCUGCUUCGGGGACUUGCUUCCAUAACCCUGCAGGCAAGUGCCUGGCCCGAUCCCACCUGUUUUCUGGAGUCCUGAGCUGUGCCCUCAGGACACGGAUGCAUGCAUUCACCUACUAUAUUUAUUAAACUCCUGCUACAGGCCAAGAGCUGAGAACCCAGCAGUGAAAUAGGCAUCUCUUGGAACGUACUGUCCAGUAGGGAGCAAAGACCCAGUGACAGGGACAAUGGUAGGAAGUGAGGGGGCCUAAGGAUGAUUGCCUUAGACAGGGGCAAGAGUCUUGGAGAGAACUUUGCAAAAGCUUACAGAGAGGGCUGGGGAUGUAGCUCAGCGGCAUACGCCCCUGCCUGGCAAGCUCAAGGUCCUGAGUUUGACUCCUAGUACAAAGAAAAAAUGCUUAUGGACAGGGCAACCAUUUGGGACCCCUUCUGUCUCCCAGGAGCUAUUCCUAUUCUACAAUGAAAUUUUCUACUCUACUAUUUUUUUUGUUUUUGUUUUUGUUUUUGUUUUUUUGUAUCAGGAAUAAAACUCACAACCUCAUGCUUGCCAGGCAGGCACUUGUGCCACUAAACUAAAUACCCAGUUCAAAUUUUCCUACUCUUUUUUUUAAUUUUUUUUUUUUUUUUUGUCUUUUUCUUUUUUAUCGGUACCGGGGAUCGAACUCACGACUGCCUGCUUCCAAGGCAGGCGCUUAUGCCGCUGAGCUAAACCUCCAGCCCCUUUUUUUUUUUUUUAAUUUUUUUUUUGAAAUUUUCCUACUCUUAAAAAAAAUGAAAACCCUUACGGACUAGGGGCCAUUGGAGCCCCUGCGGGUUUCCUGUGACUUCUGUAGACCCACAGUCAAGGGCCCAAGGCACAGUCCCAGAAGCAGCUUAUACAAGUAAAACCUGUAGGGCGUAAGACCAUGGCCACAGCCACCACCCGGCCAAGCUACAUCAAUUCUCUGGUCUCAGCCAGUUCAGGAGCAAGAUCAUGUGGGUGUGACUGGCUGGUCCUCAGUCUGAGGGAUGCAUAGGCCUAGCUGAAGUUUAACCCCAACAAGACAUUCCUCCCUGUAAAUAUGUAACCCUACCUACCCUGUCCACUCUUACCUUUGUGGGGCUUCUUUGUUUUGUUGUUUUCAGAGACAGAUUAGCAACUGCCUUUUCCUACUCCUUGCCUCUGCCUCUUGUCUUCCAGAAGGAAGAUAAGCUUUUUGAUUCCCCAUCCCAUUCAGUGAGACUAUUUAUUCCUUAGAGAGGAACACAGAAACAACCAGGCUUAUUUCAGUGGGUUCCAUAUUUUUGAGAUUGAGGGAAGGAGAGAAAAUGAAAGAAAGCCUUCUCUCACUGUACAGGGUGAGAAAGAACCCCAACAAUUCCUUCACUGGUUCUUGGAACUCAGCUGUGGGGAGACAGACUGAUACAGGCCCCCAACAAGGGCAUUUGCAGAUAUUUCAGGUUAUGGCUGCUGGCCCACGGUCUCAUUUCUCUAGCUAAGGGCUCCAUUUCUUCUGAAAAAACCAAAUCUAACUAAUGGAACGAGCAAUGUGGGGAAUGCUACGUAUGGCUUUGUCCCCAUGUUCAAAAGGAAAGUUUGUCAGGCAAAUUCACAUGACUGAAGUUAUAUGCACCCGCGUGUGUCUGCAUGCAUGUGCGCAUGGACGUGAGCGUGGGGUUGGGGUAUCAUCUCUACAAGUUGAAAUAAACCAGACAAACUGA
Cavia porcellus (domestic guinea pig) is the source of this 3650-nucleotide messenger RNA. It is a transcript of the gene Aif1l, whose product is annotated as allograft inflammatory factor 1 like. The transcript has 6 exons. Bases 55 to 537 code for a protein of 160 amino acids. Gene Ontology annotation, biological process: ruffle assembly; actin filament bundle assembly. Gene Ontology annotation, molecular function: actin filament binding; calcium ion binding. Lineage: Eukaryota; Metazoa; Chordata; Mammalia; Rodentia; Caviidae. The record is from RefSeq and is a predicted model, not a curated record. Gene Ontology annotation, cellular component: actin filament; ruffle membrane.